AUGUUCGUCAUCGGCAACAACAUGAUCGUCACUCUGGUGAUCAUCACUCCAAACUUCAAAGACUCUUGCCUUCAAACCAACGUGUCAGUUGUGACUGAAUUCCUCUUCAUUGGGGUUGAGAGCGGGCUGAAAAACGUCUACCUAGAGCUGGCCAUCUUCCUAUUGGUGGUCUACCUGAUGAUCCUGAUUGGGAAGCUCAUCAUACUUACCCUGGUGGCGACAGACCCCAAGCUGCAGUCAGCCAUGUACAUGUUCCUCAGCCAUCUGUCCCUCGUAGACAUUGUGAUAUCGACCAGUGUUCUGCCUAAGAUGAUAGCAGUGAGUUUGUGGAAUAACGUAACGAUCUCCUACUCAGCGUGUUUCCUCCAGUUGUAUGUGUAUUUGUCAUUUCAAACCGUCGAGAGCAUGCUGCUGUGUGUCAUGGCCUAUGACCCCUAUGUCGCCAUCUGCAAUCCCUUACAGCAGCAUUAUCUUAGAGACUGUGCGGUCUGUUGACUACAGCGGCAUGGGCAUCUGGACUCAGUUUACCUGUCUUCUGUGUCAUUUUCGCAGCACAAUUGCCCUUCUGUAGCAACAAAAUACAUUUUUGGUUCUGUGACCUUCCUCCUGUAGUUUCACUGUCCUGUUCGGACACAACCUUUUUGAUCGACAUGUAUUGCAUCUUCAGAGGGCCGUAUGAAAGCCUUCUCUCCCUGCUCCGCACAUCUCACUGUUGUCCUCCCCUUCUACCUCGCUCACUCCUGCGUCUACCUCAGUGCCAAAUCUGAAAACAUUCACUGUAAAAGUUAUAAUCUUAUAAUAUAUAAUAAUAAUAAUCUUGAUAUCUAUCGGUAAAUGCUUCCUGACUCCUGUCAUAAAUCCCAUCAUCUAUAGUUUAAGAAACAAAGAGAUAACGGCUGCGCUGAGAAGGCUCUGUUCUGGUA
This is a messenger RNA of Oncorhynchus keta (chum salmon), 923 nucleotides long. RefSeq names its product olfactory receptor 1C1-like. The coding region runs from base 1 to 495 and encodes 164 amino acids. Gene Ontology annotation, cellular component: membrane. Gene Ontology annotation, biological process: G protein-coupled receptor signaling pathway. Gene Ontology annotation, molecular function: olfactory receptor activity; G protein-coupled receptor activity. The transcript has 2 exons. The record is from RefSeq and is a predicted model, not a curated record. NCBI's taxonomy places the organism in Eukaryota, Metazoa, Chordata, Actinopteri, Salmoniformes, Salmonidae.